AUGAAGUUCGGUAAGACUUUUAUCACCCACCAAAUCCCGGAAUGGUCUACCCAUUACAUGAACUACAAGCAGCUCAAGAAGCGCAUCAAGACCAUUGAUCUUGUGGUCAACCAGGACGAUUUGCAGCCAUCCGAAAUCCCCGAGCUUAUUGGUUCUAUCUUGGCCGAGUUCUUUUUCGAGUUGGAUAGAGAUAUCGAAAAGGUCGACGAGUUCUACAACAAGCAGUACAAGGAGUACGAAAAGAGAUUGAGCAAGAUCUUGUUGGUGUUGGGGUGGUCUGACUCCAACAAGGAGAUCAACCAUCAAAUCAAAUCCUCCGAUGAGUUGGAUGAGAUCGUUGCCAUCCUUUUGGAGUUGAGAACCAUAUAUAGAAACUUGAAGUGGUACGGUGAAUUGAACCACAAGGGGUUUGUCAAGAUUUUGAAGAAAUUAGAUAAAAAGUUGAACUGGGUUACUGAUUUGUCAAAUGAGCAUGUCCAGGGUGUACUCGAAGAAGAGGAAGAAGAAAACGAACAAACCACCAUUCUUAAACCUGAACUUAGAGAAAUCAUUAGAAAGAUCAACUUACCCAUGAAUCACAAGGACGACUACUUGGCUACCAGAGUCAAUGCCUUGCCCUUUGCAAAUGGAUUAGAGUUGCAAAAUGGUUUGGUCACUAUCGGGGAAGUGUUGAAUCAGUUAGGAGCAAACACUGGAGCUACCGCUGGUGUCAAUUCUAGCAUUUCACCAGCCUUAAUUCCACGUUCACUCUCAGUUUCUCCAUCUGUCAACGGUGCUGGUGAAUACCUUAAAAUUGGUGAUGCUAACUACUCCAUUGACCAUCAAACAAUGGAAACUUACUAUUCUUACAUCGCUAAAGAUGACAGCGCUAGAUUAGUUUCCGAAAUCGGAAUCAAGGCGAAUAUCAAGUCGUUGAUUGCACUUUUGAAUAAGGCUACUUUAUUGGCCUCCUUCAAGUGCAUUGAUGCCAUAUUUCAGAUCUUGAUUUCUAAAGCAGGUGAUAACAUCUCUGGAGCCUUGUUCGAUUCGUACGAUAUUAGUGGCAGAAACUUCUUUCACCAUCACAUUAUCACUUUGGGUAAAAAACAAAAGAUCCAGGAAGCCAAAAAGUCCCAAAGCGAUUUUGAAAAAUUGAAGGAAGUACAAGAAAAGGAAAUGCAAGUGCAGCAAGAGAGCGGUGAUUAUGGAAUUCAUGAUAAAAGGGAACAAAAGGAAGUAAACAGUCGUAGCUCAUCGCCAAUUGAAACUACACCUGGUGAAUCCGGGGAUCUUAAUAGACUUUACGGGAAUGAAGGUGGUCCUGAUGGAGUCAAAUUAGACUCUGUUAAGACUGGUGGAAUUAAAUAUCUUCUCAACGAAAUCAUUUACCCUAACGAAAACUUCAAGCUGAUACUAGGACCUCUACUCAAUGCCAAGGAUAAUUAUCAGAGAACUCCUCUCCAUUAUUGUGCCCAAUAUGGUUUGAAGGAUCUCAGUGGAGAAAUUCUAGAUUUCCUCAAUAUCAAGUUAAACUUACUAGCCAACUGCCAAUCUAUUGAUGACUUGAAAUUUUGGGGUGACCAAGAGAAUUUGACACCUUUACAUUUAGCAAUUAUUGGAAAGCAUCCUAAGACCAGUGAAAAAUUGAUCAAACAUAGUAACACUCCCAAGUUGAGUUGUCCUAAUUUAUUAUUGCUUGCUGUGAGACUUGAUGAGCCAGAAAUUUUAGACAUCAUCAUUCUCCAAGGUAAAAUCGACAUAGAUUAUACUGACAUUGAACACAAUAUGGAAACCGCCUUGUACAUUGCCUCAAGAUUGAACCUUGUUGGUAUUGUUAAACAUUUAAUUAAAUUGGGAGCAAAUAUGGAAUUAGGAGAAUUGGUAUUCGGGUGGACUCCAAUCUUCAUUUCAGCUCUGGAAGGCUAUAAGGAUGUGGUCAAAGUAUUGUUAGAGAAUAAGUGUCAAUUUGAUUACGUCGACGAAUCAGGUUGGUUGCCAAUGGAACAUGCAUGUCUUAGAGGUCACCUAGAUGUUGCUGACAUGUUGAAGCCAGAUAAUCCUAAAUUAUUGAACUACGAUAUAAAUAAUCCAAGUAAUAAUUUGGUUAGAAGGAAAUUAUCGGAAGCUCCUAGUAAAAUUGUCAACAGAAAUGCAAUCUAUAACAACAAUAAUGGAAGUUUUUCAACAUCAAGUAUUGAUAAGUUACCUGAACCUAACAAGAAUGUCGUCAAUGAAGUUUACAAGCAAUUGAAACAAUUGGAUAUGAGUGAAGAACGUGGUAUUGAUAAGAAACUAGCAAGUGGCUCUAGUGGCAGCAAUAGUUCAAGUGCAGCUAGCAGCGUCACGAACAGUAAUACCCGAUUAAUAUCAAGAUCCAAAUCUCCAUUGAAUAAAAGGAAAAUUAAACCUGUGAAGUCUUUUGGUCAUAAAUAUUUAAAUCCUGAUGAGACAUUGAUAUUGAUCACUUUGGGUACAACUGAUUUGAGAGAUGCUAGCGAACCAAUUGAAUUAAACAAAAUCUCAAUGGCCAAAACAUUCUUCACCGAAUUAGAUACCGCGUUAUCAUUGGUCAUAACUUGCAGAGAUAAGUCUUCAGUCCACAACAACAAACCAAUUGAACCUCCCAUCAUAAUUGAUUUACCAUUGGAAGAUCAUCAUGGAAGCGCAUCAGAUCCAAUUUCGUUCAAGUUAACCAAUGGAUUGAAACCAGAAGACACUAUCAUUACUUUUGACGUGGUGCCAACUUACCAGUACACCAAUCUUUCUAAGGAUGCAGAGGAAGAGUUUUCUGUUAGCAGCAAGAAAAAGAUCUUGGGGAGAGCUGUAGCAAUGAUGCAAAGUGCUUACACCAGAGUUGGGCCAAACUUGAGAUCUUUAAAUAACAACAUUACCAUUCCUAUCAUUGAAUUUUCAACAUUGGAUGUCUUAGGUUCCAUUAGGUUUGAAUAUAUGUAUGUCUCAUCAUUCAAUCAUCCUCAAAUGCACAUUGGAAGAACCGAUACUUAUUGGAAGCAAUUGGUUUCCACGAGAGUUAUUGGACAUAGAGGAUUAGGUAAAAAUGUUAGUAAUAGAAACUCGUUGCAAUUGGGAGAAAACACAGUCGAAUCUUUCAUUGCUGCAGCUUCGUUGGGUGCUUCCUAUGUUGAAUUCGAUGUCCAAUUGACCAAGGAUUUUGUCCCAGUCAUUUACCACGAUUUCACAGUGGCAGAGUCUGGGGUUGAUAUCCCAAUGCAUGCUUUGACAGCUGAACAAUUUUUGGGAUUGAGUGAUGAUUCAAGUGAACACUUGAAGAAAUUGAAAUGGAAAAUUGACCAAGCCAAUCAUAACAACGCAGCCAAUAAGGCAGUUUCUGCAGCUGAUUCCAAUGGAUUUCCUGAAGACAAGAAAGAUUUUGUAUUCAAAAAGAACUAUUCACUUGAUGAUGAGAUGUUGAGUAAAAUGCAUAGACCAAGGUCCAUGUCACAAUAUCCAGAUUACACCAAAAAGAAGACCGGUAGCGUGUUCGAUGAACUUGCAAAGGCUGUGAAAAUUGGGAAAAAUGCAGGGACCGCUCAUGACGAUGACGAUGACGAAGAUGAUGGAGAUCAAGAUGAAGUUGAUCGUGAGUUUAAAAGCCAGAACAACAAUCGUAUGAAGUUGACCAAGACCUGGAAAGAUAAAGGAUUCAAGGGGAAUGCAAGAGGUUUAUCGAUUGCGUCCAAUUUCGUCACUUUAUCAGAAUUAUUCAAGAAAUUACCGAAGAAUGUGGGAUUCAACAUCGAAUUAAAGUACCCAAUGUUAGACGAAGCAGAACAGGAAAGUAUGGGAGAAAUUGCAAUUGACAUCAAUUUCUACGUUGAUACAAUUUUAAAGGUCAUUUAUGAUGAGAACAAAAACGGCAGAGAUAUCAUUUUCUCAUCGUUCCACCCAGACGUUUGUUUAUUAUUAUCGUUAAAGCAGCCAACCAUGCCUAUUUUGUUCUUAACCGAAGCAGGAACUGCUUCUAUGGCUGAUAUUAGAGCGUCUUCAUUGCAAAAUGCAAUUAGAUUUGCUAAGAAGUGGAACUUAUUAGGAAUCGUCAGUGCAGCUCAGGCAAUUGUUAAGACACCAAGACUCGCUCAAGUUGUGAAAAGUUCUGGGUUAGUGUGCGUAACAUAUGGGGUUGAAAAUAACUCCCCCGAGUUGGCUAAGAUCCAGAUGAAAGCAGGUGUUGAUGCCGUUAUUGCAGACAGUGUUUUAGCGGUAAGAGAGGGGUUAAGAAAGGCCCAGGAGAGCGAAGAGCAGGCGGUGAAUGUUUGA
This is a messenger RNA of Dujonia railenensis, 4257 nucleotides long. The record is from the annotation of a GenBank genome assembly. Lineage: Eukaryota; Fungi; Ascomycota; Pichiomycetes; Serinales; Debaryomycetaceae.